UCCCCUCAAAUGGCGGCUACGAUUCUGAAAGGGGGAAGAAGGAAGAUCGAUCGAUCGAUCAUGAGAAAGCAAGUGCUAUCCUUAACGGAGGCCGCGGCCUCUAGAAUACGCCACCUCCUCGAGCAGCGCCGCCGCUCUUUCCUGAAGCUCGGCGUUAAGGCUCGCGGCUGCAACGGCUUAUCCUACACCCUUAAUUACGCCGAUGAGAAAGGGAAGUUCGACGAGUUGGUCGAGGACAAAGGAGUAAAGAUUAUAAUCGAUCCAAAAGCACUAAUGCAUGUCAUUGGAACCAAGAUGGAUUUUGUAGACGACAAACUCAGAUCUGAGUUCAUAUUCAUCAACCCGAACUCAGCCGGGCAGUGUGGCUGUGGCGAAUCGUUUAUGACUGUAAGCAAAUCGGAAGCAGCUAAGCAUGCUGGCAGUGGUGGUACGUCUGGAACUUAAAUACUAUUUCGACUUCAUUUACGGCUUCUAACAACUUUUGUGUGUAUUAUAGUUAAUAAUCAACUUUCUAUA
Molecule: messenger RNA, 516 nt
Organism: Erythranthe guttata (spotted monkey flower)
Lineage: Eukaryota; Viridiplantae; Streptophyta; Magnoliopsida; Lamiales; Phrymaceae
Product: iron-sulfur assembly protein IscA-like 3, mitochondrial
Biological process (GO): iron-sulfur cluster assembly
Cellular component (GO): cytoplasm; mitochondrion
Molecular function (GO): 2 iron, 2 sulfur cluster binding
Source: RefSeq, a predicted model, not a curated record